Protopolystoma xenopodis is the source of this 237-nucleotide messenger RNA. The record is from the annotation of a GenBank genome assembly. NCBI's taxonomy places the organism in Eukaryota, Metazoa, Platyhelminthes, Monogenea, Polystomatidea, Polystomatidae.
AUGACCCAGACCGAUCAGACAGGCGUCGUGCUCGCUUCUCAGCUGUACCAAAGGUCGGGCUUCGCCGUCCCCGUAUGGCACACCAGAACUGUAGGAGCUUGGAUGCUCCCACACGGGGCUAGGGAUGGGGAUGCUCCACAGAACCAGUCCUCGGUGCAAGUGUGCAUCUGCCGCCACAUGUCCCUAGCUUACCCUCCAAAUGUUACGGUGGCUUUCAGUUCGCGUGAAAGUGAUUGA